AUGGCGUCAAACUAUCGAGAUGACCCCGGAUAUCAGGCAACAACGGCUACAUUGCCAAGAGUCGAUUGGUAUCAUGCCAAAUUCAUGUUCCGAAUAUUCGCGGCGGAGGCUCUGGGAGUGGGAAUCAUUAUUUUCAUUCUCGCAGUACAUUCCGCCGGUGGUGAGCUGAAAAGCGACCUCAACGGACCAAUCACCGCUGCUGCUGCUUUUGCUGUAGCCGUCUGGACUGUGGGUCCGGUUAGUGGACCACAAAUCACACCGAUUCUGUCAUUGGCUCUACUACUAACACGACGAAUCAACUUUGUCUAUUUCAUUCUGGGGAUUAUGGGUCAGACGUUCGGCGCUUUUAUGGCUCUGUUGCUUGGAUCACGGCUUGUUCCCGGUCUAUCAGAAAAGAACAAUUUGUUGCUACAGAUACCGGGACCAAAUGUCACUGAUUUGCAGGCGUUUGGACUGGAAUGCGUUUGUAGUUUCAUCCUCAUAGUUUGCGUGCUAAGUACCCUUGACGAAUUCCGAAAAUCACACUGGUCUCAGGGUCACGUGACGUCGUUUUCGAUCAUCGUUUUCAUUCUGAUCCUGCCUUUGGCUGCUGUACUGAUAUAUGUUACAGCACCCAUAUGUGGAUCGGUGAUCGCUGUUCUGCUGUGGGAGAUGGUGAUCAGUGAUGGUGCAUCUGUUGAACGUAUAAAGCACUGGUGGACCGACCCGAAUUUCGAUCGUCACAAGGACUACAACCGAUUGAGUUGCAAUGCGCGCGGGCAG
Echinostoma caproni is the source of this 762-nucleotide messenger RNA. NCBI's taxonomy places the organism in Eukaryota, Metazoa, Platyhelminthes, Trematoda, Plagiorchiida, Echinostomatidae. The record is from the annotation of a GenBank genome assembly.